AUGUUAGCAGCUGGUGAUAUCUACACUCUGAAAGUUGUCAGGUCUAUUAACACCAAUAGAGAGACAUUCUGGGCAAUAAAGGAUCCUAAAACUGAAUCGAGAUUAUUCUCGCGUUUUGAUUAAAUCUUACUAGAUAAAUUUUAAACUCAGAAGCUAGCUUUUCACUAUCAUGACUUUGGAGUGCCUCUUGCAGACUUUAAAAAUAAUUAGAAAAUCUCAAGUUUCUUUAAGAUACUCUAAACUGACACACUAAUUGAAUAAGGUAAUCUUGAGUUUGUUGCUUCAGUGGAAGCUUUCAACUAUCCGAUAUAUGGAACUCUUUAUCAUCCUGAAUAUCAAGUACUUGAAUAUGGCAAACCUUUCCUAAAUAACAGAAAUAAGGAUACUCUCGAGAUUUUAAGAUAGUUUGCAGAAUUUUUUAGGUAGGAAGCAUACUAUAACCCUAAUUCUUUUACCGAUAGUAAAUAAUUUGAGGGUAUGUCUUUCGCAAAUAUUGGCACUUUGGUUUAUGACUUAGGAAGUUCUAAGUUAAUCCUAGCCAAUGGCCUUAAGAAUCAUACAUCAAACUCUACUCCUUUAAAUCAAGGUAUAGCCUUAGUCUAAACGGGAAGUUAAAAUUUGACAGAUCAUGUUUUUUUAGAAGAUUGCUAAUAAGGGCCUGUUAACAGCGAAGGGAAAGACAGCUAAGUAAACAGAUUUCUUGAAUUCGCAAAAGCCCUUACAAAUCUCAUUUUUGUUGGUUCAUUCGAAUACAUGUGA
This is a messenger RNA of Stylonychia lemnae, 759 nucleotides long. Lineage: Eukaryota; Ciliophora; Spirotrichea; Sporadotrichida; Oxytrichidae. The record is from the annotation of a GenBank genome assembly.